Messenger RNA from Aegilops tauschii subsp. strangulata, 2313 nucleotides. NCBI's taxonomy places the organism in Eukaryota, Viridiplantae, Streptophyta, Magnoliopsida, Poales, Poaceae. The record is from RefSeq and is a predicted model, not a curated record.
AGGUUAAUUUGCUGACAAUCUCGAUUUGUUGGCUUCCAUUUGGCGCUUGGCAGCCAAUCGCAUUGACUAGCGUAGCUCAUUCUUAUCCCAUUUUUCCUGCAAAACAAACCAUGGAGGAGCAGCUUCUCGCCACGGGCACCGGGAAGAAGGGAGACGACGAGAGCCCGGUGCUGAGCGAGGUGAAGAAGCAGCUGCGCCUCGCCGGGCCUCUGGUCGUCGGCUGCCUCCUGCAGAACGUGGUCCAGAUGAUCUCCGUCAUGUUCGUGGGCCACCUCGGCGAGCUCGCGCUCUCCGCCGCCUCCAUGGCCACCUCCUUCGCCAACGUCACCGGCUUCAGCUUGCUGGCCGGCAUGGCGUGCAGCCUGGACACGCUGUGCGGGCAGGCGUACGGCGCCGGCCAGCACCGCAUGCUGGGCGUGUACAAGCAGCGGGCGAUGCUGGUGCUGUCGCUCGCGAGCGUGCCGGUGGCGGCGCUCUGGGCGUACACGGGCCGGAUCCUGCUCCUGCUCGGGCAGGACCCGGAGAUCGCGGCGGGCGCCGGCGGCUACAUCCGCUGGAUGAUCCCGGCGCUGCUGGCGUACGGGCCGCUGCAGUGCCACGUCCGGUUCCUGCAGACGCAGAACGUGGUGGUGCCCGUGAUGCUCAGCUCCGGCGCCACGGCCCUGAACCACCCGCUGGUGUGCUGGGCGCUGGUGCACGGGCUCCGCAUGGGGAGCAAGGGCGCCGCGCUCGCCAACGCCGUCUCCUUCCUCACCAACCUCUCCAUCCUCGCGCUCUACGUCCGGCUCUCGCCGUCCUGCUCGAGGACCUGGACCGGCUUCUCCCGCGACGCCUUCCGCGGCCUCGCCGGGUUCCUCAAGCUCGCCGUGCCGUCCGCCCUCAUGCAUGGAGUGGUGGUCGUUCGAGCUGCUGGUGCUGCUCUCCGGCCUGCUCCCAAACCCCAAGCUGGAGACGGCGGUCCUGUCCAUCUGCCUGAACACCAACUCCCUGGCGUUCAUGGCGCCGCUCGGGCUCGGCGGUGCCAUAAGCACGCGCGUGUCGAACGAGCUCGGGGCGGGGCGGCCGGCGGCGGCGCGGCUGGCGGCGCGCGUGGUGAUGCUGCUGGCGCUGGCGGUGGGCGCGUCGGAGGGGCUGGUGAUGCUGCUGGUGCGCGACGUGUGGGGGUACGCCUACAGCAACGAGGCGGAGGUGGCCGCCUACGUCGCCCGGAUGAUGCCCAUCCUCGCCAUGUCCGUCGUGUUCGACGGCCUCCAGUGCGUCCUCUCAGGCGUUGUCAGGGGCUGCGGGCAGCAGAAGAUGGCCGCAUUCGGCAACCUCGGGGCGUACUACCUCGUCGGCAUUCCCGCGGCCUUCUUCUUCGCCUUCGUCUUCCACCUUGGAGGAAUGGGGCUGUGGUUCGGGAUAUGGUGCGGGCUGGUGGUGCAGAUGCUCUCGCUCCUCGCCAUUUCCGAGUGCGCGACCGACUGGGACAAAGAGGCGGUGAAGGCAAAGGACAGAGCCUUCACUUCUUCGCUGCCUCAAGAUAUGACGACGUGAGAAGCUCGAAACAUUAACGUCCGUCGAGACGCAGCAGCAUGGAACCGGCCGGAUGAUACUUUUGACGCCAAGCGAAAUUUAUCCAAAAAAACAUGCGUUGAUGAUUGGAUGGAAUGUAACAUGACAGGAAUACGAUACUGUAGCAGCCGAUCGAGUCGCUACGAACCAGCUGCAUUUGGGUUGGGGUGCCUUGAUCAGGAUCGACGCGUCCAUGGUCGAUGGCGUUGCUUCUAUUUUGGCCCGCAUCAAUUGCGUCUCAUUCGGACUUGCCAUUUGCGAUGAGGGGCACACACUGCACAUGGCCACAUCUUUGUUGCAACUCUGGAUUUUCACAGGCACACAUCUAAUAAAUAGAGUAUCAAAAAACGUCUUACGUCAUCGGUCAGAGGGAGUAAAAGAUUAACAAGCUACUAGUUACAUCGUUUACGUCCAGCAUCAAAGCUUCACAUCCAACACAAAGAAAAGACGUCAAACUCAACAAGAUUUCACUUCGCCCUUCCCCGCCAUGACAAGUCGGAUUUAGAGGUAAUUUUUGUCUUCUCAGCCUAUCGUCACCGCCAUCAAGGCCAUGGUCUCUCCGCGGCAAGAGGGGCUGAGAGUGAUCGACAUGGAGAAGAGGAGGAGAGGAAACCACACUUUGAUGUUGUUAUUAACUCAGAGAAUCAAGAUUUCAAUAUGGUUUUUGUAAUCAAAACACCUCUUUAGUAGAUUUUUCUAGAAACUUGCUAAGCUUUAUUGUUCAAAGGAAAUAUUUGUCGGAAUACAAACUGGGUCGUG